AUGAAAGCGAAUUCACAAGUGCUGUUUAACGAUGAUGGGUGGUGUUGGAGUGGAAUUAACGGCGGUUCUUGUGAUGAUUUUCCCGUUGAAGACCUUCUUAAUCUUGAUUUUUCUGAUAAGGAUUUUCAAGAGGGGUUGUUUUUAAAUGAAGAUGGAGAGGAGAAGGGUGUACAGCACAGAAAUUCGAAUUCUUCAUCCACUUUUUCCGGCGCCAACGAGUUUGAUAACGUCCCCUCAGGCGAACUCUCCGUUCCGGUUGAUGAUUUGGAGAAUCUCGAGUGGCUUUCUCAAUUUGUGGAUGAUUCUACGUCAGGGAUAUCAUUGUUAUGUCCGGACGGAAGUUUCAUGGAGAAGUUCGGAGAAUUUUCGGAGAACCAAAUUGUACCGGUGAGUAGACCGGAGGUUCAUAAAAUCCGGGUUCCGUGUUUCCCGUUGCCGGUUCCUGGAAAAGCAAGGAGCAAACGGCAACGGCCGAAUGUUAGGACUUGGUCCUUGUCGUCACCGUCGUUGAGCGCCGCCUCGUCUUCUUCUACGACGUCGUCUUCAAUUGGCUCCUCCACGUUGUCUCCUUUUGUGUUCAAAAACGCGGUUCAUGACGUGGACUGGUUUUCCUACGUGGAACAACCGCCAGCGAAGAAGCAAAAGAGAAAACCAAAGGCUGAAAGCGGUUCAGUAACGGGUAGUUCCCAGACUCUUCGUCGGUGUACCCACUGUCUGGUUCAGAAGACUCCACAGUGGCGAACCGGACCGUUGGGUCCCAAGACCUUGUGCAACGCUUGUGGUGUGAGGUACAAGUCCGGUCGGCUUUUCCCUGAGUAUAGACCGGCUUGUAGUCCCACUUUCUCUCAAGAUGUCCACUCCAAUAGUCACCGGAAAGUUUUGGAAAUGCGGCGGAAGAAGGAGAUUGUUGGGGUGGCCGACCCCAUCAAUCCGUGUUUCUAA
Fraxinus pennsylvanica is the source of this 942-nucleotide messenger RNA. NCBI's taxonomy places the organism in Eukaryota, Viridiplantae, Streptophyta, Magnoliopsida, Lamiales, Oleaceae. The record is from the annotation of a GenBank genome assembly.